This is a messenger RNA of Girardinichthys multiradiatus, 3196 nucleotides long. RefSeq names its product ellis-van Creveld syndrome protein-like. The record is from RefSeq and is a predicted model, not a curated record. The transcript has 21 exons. NCBI's taxonomy places the organism in Eukaryota, Metazoa, Chordata, Actinopteri, Cyprinodontiformes, Goodeidae. Gene Ontology annotation, biological process: smoothened signaling pathway. Bases 146 to 3052 code for a protein of 968 amino acids.
UCUGGUCCUCCUCUCGGCCGCGUAAUGGAAGUUGCGUGAAAAGAGGAGCAACAAGUUUUGGAACGGAUUUUCGUUACUUUAAGGGUUGAAAUAAAACGCACCAUGGGAGCCGAAACAUCUGUGUGAAAGAUUGAAUCCGUCUGAAAUGUCAGCGGCGGAAGUGCCUUCUGAAUGCAGCACCGAUGUUCUGGUCAGUGUGGCCGAGUCGCUUCAUGUGUAUCCAGGCCUGCUGACAGUGGCUGCAGUGUCUGGAGGACUGUCUGGUGUACUGGCUGUAGCUGUCCUCUAUGUCUUCUGCAUGAAGCCUCUGUUGUUGACUAGACAAGUUUACGACGCAAGGAGGCUGCUGGAACCUGAUGUUGGAAAUAUGGACAACAACCAAAGUGACUGUGUCAGCAACAGCAAGAAGGAGGCCCCCGGUGGUUCCGCCAAUGAUAAGGAAAAGAAGCGGCCUCCUAUGAACAGUGAUGUGAUGGCAUUUGCCUCCAGAGCCAAGGUGGUCUACCCAAUAAACCAGAAAUACAGACCUUUAGCAGACGGUGCGUCAAACCCAUCCCUUCAUGAGCACUCAAAGUUGCCGCCGAUGCCUAAUGAAGAGUCCUCCUCCUCCUCUGACGGAGGGUCCCUGAGCCAAGAGCAGGACAACAAUGACAGCAGUCAGUUUAUCUCCAUCAUGGAACUUCCUAAGAGCCUGCAAAACCAGAGUUUCACCAGAGUCUUCCACUACCCCCACACACUGGCACAAACUGGCUUUGAAGGCAGGAUCAGCCUUUACUGUUUGGCCUUGCAGGAAAUACAACAGCACAGCUCUCAGCUUCAGGAAGAAAAGUAUAUGAUUUUUCUGCAGAUGCUUAAAAUUAUAUUUAGCGUUCGGUUUCCAAAAGAUAAAAAAGAUGCAGACUUCGCCAAAAAUACACUUCUGAUGCAAGAAAAGAAACUGAAUGAAUUGAGGAAACGGUUGACAACAGGCCAAACUGCCAAAGAGACGAUUCAUGAUGCUUCCUGUUCACUGGAAGAGAUUGAGAGAGCUCAGAAAGAUCUUCUUGAACUCAACCUUCAAACGUCCAAAAGUUUCAGCUCACAAUUGGAGGAUUUGUGCCAGCUUCUGCUGAGGAGGGGAAAUGGAUUUUCUCCAGAAGAAGCACAUGAUGACAUCCUCUCUGUUGUUCAGACUCUUUUGUCAGUAGAAGAGCACCUGAUUACGCUACAGGAAGCUGAUCUGAAGAGAACAUUGGAGAGGUUGCUGUGGUGGGAGGAGUUGUCGGGACUCGUUCAGUCCCAGCCUGCCUUGCUGAGGUGGGAAGUGACUCUGAGACUGGGUUUGAUUGCUACAAGGCUGGAACAGCUGACGAGCGCUGAAAAUCUGAAGCCUAACCCCAUGGAAAAGAUACUUUCUGAGAUUCAGGCCGCUCUGACCGAAGGGCUUCAGCGGGGCACUGAAGAAUGCACAAAGAAGACAAAGGAGCUGGUGACCGAAAAGUGCCGCAAAAAGGAGUCCAAGAAGAAAAAGCUCGAGAGGAGUCAGAUGAAUGAAAGGAGUCGAGCUCUGGAGCUGGGGCAGACUCGCUGUGACCUGCAGGAACAAACCUCUGUCUACCAGGAGCUGCUGAUGAGACAAAGGAAGCAGGUCUCUGAUUUGGAGCUGCAGCAGGAUAACAAAAUUGCAGAGGUCCUCUGCGAUCUUUGGAAGAAACUUCGGGCCUCUUGGUCGAACAGGCUGGGUGAGAUUGCCAGGGACGUCUUUUUCGCCUCUGUUCCUGCUCAGAUGAACCUCACUGCUGAACAAUGUGAGAAUCUAUGGCUGAAUGUGGAGAAUGGGCUGGCUGAUCAGCUGCAGCAGGUGGAGAGCACCGCCAGGCAGCAGCUGGAGGACAUCAGGGCUGAGCUGGAGAAGGAUCAGCAGGUGUGGAUCGAAGGGAUGGCUCUGGGGCAGGCCUGUCUAAAGCAUCUCGGUGAACAGCAGAUGAAAAUCAUUCGAGCUAUGGUGGCCAGGCAGAGCUACACUCUCAGCGGUGACAUAGAGAAGCUGAUCGAGAAGAAACACGAGCACCUCUUGCUGCAGGUGCAGAGAUCCUUUGUGGUCAGACAUUUCAGUCUGCACUUGCUGAAAGAAAUGAGGUUGUCCAAACUGAAGAUGCUCUCUCAGACUGAUUUCAGAGCUCUGCUAGUGGAAGAUCCCAGUAUAACACAACUCUGUGUUGAUUCAACUCUCAAGAACAGCAGGGCCAACCUUGCAGAGAGGCACCUGGGUCCAGAAAGCCAGCUGCUGAGGAACAGCCUCCAACAGGAGUUCCUGUCUGAGCUGGAAACGGCCAUGGAGCUUCUUCAGAGCCAUGUACAGCUGGCGCUAGGCAACGCCCUCAGCCACGCCAUCCAUCACAGGAUGGAGGCCGUGCCCACACAGUCAAAGGCUUCUUCUAAACAUGACUUGACCAUGAAACACCACCUAAUUGAAGCUGCAGCAGAGAGUGUCUAUUUGACCAAAGAUUCUCUCAGCGCUUUGGUUCAAAUCUAUUAUUCUGACCUGCGGGACAUUUCCAGUAAUCUGCAGCCAGAUCAAUUCAACUUAAACCAGGAGGUGAAUAAAAGGCAAGAUGGCAGCAGCCAGCUUAGAAAAGCUUUGCUGAGAGAACUUGUGAACUGGGGUGGGAGACCCGCCUCUGCUGAGUUUCAACAAAGGGUUGUUGUACAUAAAAAAAAGCUUCUGGAGCAAAGUGAUCUGGAGCAGGAGAUGAUGUACGAGAACCUGAGGAAGAAAAAAGUAGCGUUGGACCAAACCAUGGAAAGGAUUAAAACACAGAUAAUGGAGGCAGAAGAAAGCUUCAUAACUGAGCUGGCAGCUAUGGCCCGCGUUUCUGUCCACAGUGUAGACCAGACGUCCAGCAGCGAAGAGGACAACGCUGGUGAACAGAGUGUUCCAAUACUGGACCUUCUGACUCUGAACCCAGCUUUAGAUCCAGCCUUGAAUCCAUCUCUGACUCCACUGUUUGCAGCUCCUGUGGUGAAAUCAAAGGCAAAGAAGAAAGGAGAGAGAGAGUCUCACCCAAGCUGAAAUCUCUAGAUGAUAAUAAAAGCAUUUAUAUUUUUAUGUAAAACUGGACUCAACUCUUUUGUUUGAAUAUGAUAAUGAAAGUUCACCCUUUGUUAGUAUGCACUUUUUUCUACUAAGAAGCAAUAAAAAUCAAAAAUAAUGAAA